AGGCGUGAGAGCGGUAGAAUAAGUUCACCUUUGUGAAUGGCGCCAUGGGUUGCAACAUCCAAAGUUGUAACUCGCAGGUCCCCGCCUGCGAGUCCCUGAGCCGCUGCAAGGCCUACGAGAUCUGGGACGAGCCAUGCUGCAGUGAGCACUGCAGGCAAAAUGUGCGCGACAACCGCCUCAGCGACCUCGGCGAUAUGGAGGAAGUGGGGGACCUACUUGACGUGCAGCGCAGCAAGGUGGCCCUGCAGCUGGCCGGAGGCGCCGGCUGCCGGGUUUCCAAAUUCUUCGAGGAGGACGGCGAACAGCCGGCGCGAGUGCUCCGGGCCGAGGCGGCCUUUCCUCCGGGCAGCCACCGUGCCGAAGCCCACUUCGCGGUGGCGGAUUCGGAGGCGACGGCGGCGACGGAGGCGGCGUGUGCGGGCGGCUGGGUGGAGCUCAUGGCGCGCACGGACUUCCCGGGGCUCCGGUGCCACCUGGGCUGCGGCCAGCGCCGCUUCGCGACCUUCUCGCCCACCAAGAGCCUGAAGCUCUACCGCUUCGAGUGCCCACAGGUGCACGUGGAAAGCGUGGACAUCUCUUUUGAUGACGCGCAAGAGGCGUCGCUGCAGCUGAGCGUGGGCUUCGGCCUGCGGCUACGGGGCCAGGACCUCCUGAGCGGCAUCCGCGUGUGCUCUCUAGGCGAGGACAAGGCGGUCCUCAAAGACGUGGAGGACGUGGAGGCCUUCAAGUCCGCGCUGUCCAUGCAGGCGGCGCAGCACGGGGCGCUGCAAGCCCUGCCUCGGGGCCUGGGCUUCCGCGCAGAGACCGCGGUAGAAUUCCUGGCCUACGGUCGCACCGGCAAGGAGGAGCUCGACGUGUACGUGAACGGCUUGACGGUGUCUUGCGCCAGCAAACUUCAGCUUGGCCACGGCGAGGGGCAGCGGCGCCUGUAUCGCUUCGCCCUGGUGCCGGCGAGCUGCGAGAUCAGGAGCCUGGUGAUCCGUGCGCGGCCGGGCGAAGGCGGCCGCGUGGUGGUGGACCGCAGCUACGGGGUGCGGCUGGGCGGCCACGAUGCCCUGCAAGGGGUGGUCUUCGUGGACCCCAUGACCUGCGUGAUGAAUCCCUUCCAGUGGGACGCGCUCUCCCCAGAGCAGUCGGCCCUGCAGGGAGGCCUUUGGGCCUGGGACGGUUUCUACUACCUGCUGGCCUACAAGCGGACCAAGAAGCCGCACGCGGUCACCCCGAGACGCCCCGUCCUUCUGGGCGAGAAGCACCCGGGCAAGGUGCAGGAUUCCAAGCCAGCGGCUCCAGAGGCGCCAGAGGCUCCGGUCUCAGAUCGGUGAAGAUCCAGCUUUUGGCAUGGACUGCAUUGUGAAUUCAGGUUGGCCUCACAUGAGGCAGUGCAUGGUGGUCUCCUAACAUUGGGGGGCCCACGCUUGUGCGGUGUUUCGUGGA
Effrenium voratum is the source of this 1434-nucleotide messenger RNA. NCBI's taxonomy places the organism in Eukaryota, Dinophyceae, Suessiales, Symbiodiniaceae. The record is from the annotation of a GenBank genome assembly.